Messenger RNA from Dimorphilus gyrociliatus, 644 nucleotides. NCBI's taxonomy places the organism in Eukaryota, Metazoa, Annelida, Polychaeta, Dinophilidae. The record is from the annotation of a GenBank genome assembly.
ACUCUAUAACAUUUAUUCGAUAAGGACACUUCAGGAUUAAACACCGUUCAAAAUGAAUGUAAUAAUUCCGGUUGACGGAAGCGAACGAUCGGAAUCAGCACUUGACUGGUACAAAACCCACGCACAUAUGGAAGCGAAUACUGUAUGGCUUAUUCACUGUGCUAAAAUGCCUUCGCUAGACGCUGGUGGCGGCGAAGUAUUCUUAACGGCCGACAUGUAUAGUAAUGCGCUUCUAAAGCUUAAAGCAGAAGUAAAGAAGUACGAGGAGAAGUGUACUGAAUUGUUGAAAUCCAAAGGGAUUAACGGUCGGGUAAAAACAUUCUUUAAUUCACGAGUGGGCGAAGUGAUUGUGGAAGCCGCCAAGGAAUUGAAUGCUGGUUUAAUAAUCGUAUCUAGCAGGGGUCACGGGAGCGUUCGUAGAGCUGUUUUAGGAUCUGUUUGCGAUUAUCUUAUUCACGAAGCUCCUUGCAAUGUUGCUGUCCAUAUGGUAAAGAGCAGGGCACAAUAAUUCGUCACUGAGUUUAAUGACUAUUAAAUAUAUAUAUACUAAUAUAUAUGUAAUUUGUUAUAAAUACUAUAGAUUUAAAUAGAUACAUUGAUAUUUUAUGAAAUUUCCUUUUCAAUAAUCAACUCUAUUCUAGACG